CCCAGCUGACUCUAACAGGUGACCGUUCCGGGAUUCUGGGCGUAUAUAUAUUCUCAAUCCAUCCCUCCACGUGUCAGUUGCUUACCAUCCGCGUCCCAAAAUGAGCUUCAAACCCCAGCCCAGCGGCUUCGCCACCAAGUCUAUUCACGCCGGCCAGAGCCCUGAGCAGUGGAAGAGUGCGUCGGUGAUUCCACAGAUUUCCCUCAGCACCACCUUCAAACAGGAUGCGCCUGGAGAGCACAGGGGCUUCGAGUACUCCAGGAGUGGCAAUCCCACAAGGAAUGUGCUGGAAACUUGCUUCGCUGCCUUGGACAAUGCCAAGUACGGACUCACCUUUUCGUCAGGAUUGGGAGCGACCACCGCAGUGCUGACUAUGUUGAGCAGCGGCGAUCACAUAAUCGUCGGCGAUGAUGUCUACGGAGGCACCAACCGCUUGAUCCGCCAGGUCGCUGGCCGCCUGGGAAUCCAAGCCACCUUCGUGGAUCCCACCAACUUGCAGCUCAUCAAGGACUCCAUCAAGCCCGAGACCAAGCUCGUGUGGGUGGAGUCCCCCACCAAUCCUCUCAUCAAGGUCGCCGACAUCGAGGCGGUCGCGAAACUUGUUCAUGGUGUCCGGAAAGACCUGAUCCUGGCGGUGGACAAUACCUUCCUGACCUCAUACUUCCAGCGGCCCCUGGAGCUGGGAGCGGAUUUAGUCUGCUACUCGAUGACCAAGUACAUGAACGGCCACACCGACGUGGUGAUGGGUGGAAUCACCAUGAACUCCGAGGAGCUGUACAAGAGCCUUAAGUUCCUGCAGAACGCCGUCGGCAUUGUGCCCUCUCCCUUUGAUUGCUACCAGGUGAACAGAAGUCUGAAGACCCUGUCGCUGCGCAUGGAGCAGCACCAGAAGAACGCUCUGAAGGUAGCCCAGUUUCUGGAGAAGCAUCCGUUCGUGGAGAAGGUUCUCCACCCCGGCCUGCCAUCCCACCCCCAGCACCAGAUCGCCCUGAAGCAGACCUACGGCUACAGCGGCGUGUUCUCCUUCUACAUCAAGGGUGAACUGAAGCACUCUACCGCGUUCCUGAAGGCUAUUAAGGUGUUCACUCUGGCUGAGAGCUUGGGCGGAUACGAGAGUCUUGCUGAGCUUCCUUCUGUCAUGACUCACGCCUCUGUUCCGGCUGAAGACAGGAAGACCUUGGGCAUCACCGAUGGCUUGAUCCGUCUCUCAGUCGGUCUCGAGGACGCCGAUGAUCUAAUCAAGGAUCUAGAGCAGGCCCUCGCAGUCGCCGCAAAGGCCUAAUCACCUCAGUUUAUAUGUUAUCUUACAUGAUGAGAUUUUUUAGAUCGGUUAUCAUGAUUUUGUAUAUUAACCCACCCAAUAAAAGUGUAUUUUGUCUCAAAUAUUGAAAAACAG
Molecule: messenger RNA, 1396 nt
Organism: Drosophila ananassae
Lineage: Eukaryota; Metazoa; Arthropoda; Insecta; Diptera; Drosophilidae
Gene: Cth
Product: cystathionine gamma-lyase
Exons: 1
Coding region: 101-1282 (393 amino acids)
Biological process (GO): transsulfuration
Cellular component (GO): cytoplasm
Molecular function (GO): cystathionine gamma-lyase activity; pyridoxal phosphate binding
Source: RefSeq, a predicted model, not a curated record